AUGUUACAUCAUGACACCCACGAACAUCAGGGUAAAUUCACGCAGUACCUACUACUACUACGCGGUACUGCACUGCCGUCUUUAUGCGUCCUUAUAUUGGGAGUAAUCCACAACGAGAAUCACACCACUGCUUUGUACGUCGACGCUGGCCUUCAGGCAUCCAAGUACUGCAAUGUCACAACGUUUGCUGUUUUAAUUUCUGACUAUUGCAUUACUCUAGAGGUGGAGAAUCUUUUAAUGACCGUCCGAAAGUCGCAUAUUGCACAUUAUCUGCAUUCUAGCCGCAGAAGGAUUGCUAAUAACGAGGAUUUACGCUUCCUGGACAAACCUGAUGUCGAAUUCGACAACCAGGCACGUGGGACACCACCACGGUUAAAAGACGUUAGCCAUGUGGUCUUUGCUUUCCGUGACCGUGAUGCUCAUAGUGUACAGCGAAUCCGGGCGACUGCCUUUUUGCGGACGGGAGAAUCUUCGAUCGUGUCUUCGUUUAGUAUCAUCCUCACGAUCAGUCCUCCGAUUUCAUGGGUUGCUAUCAGACUCUCCGCAGAUCACCAUCCACAGCGUCCUCGCCUCUCGUAUCCUUUUUAACCUACAAGAAAGUGAAGAACGUUCGCGAAAUCAUGCAACAGACGGAAGUAUCUGAGAUGCAGUUUGAAGAAGGCCAGCUCUCGACGUUGAGAUUCGAGGCAUGAUGAACG
Messenger RNA from Suillus paluster, 698 nucleotides. RefSeq lists its product as uncharacterized. The transcript has 13 exons. Bases 1 to 588 code for a protein of 195 amino acids. The record is from RefSeq and is a predicted model, not a curated record. Lineage: Eukaryota; Fungi; Basidiomycota; Agaricomycetes; Boletales; Suillaceae.